This is a messenger RNA of Prunus mume (Japanese apricot), 1219 nucleotides long. RefSeq names its product myosin heavy chain-like protein. Gene Ontology annotation, molecular function: cytoskeletal motor activity. Gene Ontology annotation, cellular component: myosin complex. NCBI's taxonomy places the organism in Eukaryota, Viridiplantae, Streptophyta, Magnoliopsida, Rosales, Rosaceae. The record is from RefSeq and is a predicted model, not a curated record.
UCGAUGUUUCUAACGUGCGCCGUUGCGUAGAUUGGAUGAUUAGUAGGAGAUUUGAGAAUCCAACUCACCGAUUACAACCCCCCUGCUGCACAUGGUGCGCAGCGUACGCCCGGGGCAAGUUAGCAUCCACAACCCGCACGCCACCUCACUCCUCGUCGCUUACCGUCUCUGAGUCGCCGUAACGACGCCUGAAAAUGCAGCGGUUGAAGGUUCCGAAGCGGGUCCAGGUGGACGAAUCCCCGACGGAGAUUCCCAAAUAUGAUGUGGCGGAAGAUGAAGAGGGGAACCCCUCGGAAGCCCUAGGCCACCAAAACGACGGAGAAGAUAAUGGCGGAAUUAGAAAUAGCAACGUCACUGAAGAUCAGGAGCCCUUCAUGGGGGUCAAGGUCCGAAGAAAAGCUUCGUUUCGCAGAGAAUACAAAGGAGACUACAUCGACGUCCGUUCCAAUCCGUACUUGAUGAAAAUCUUGCAGAAACAAGGGGACAAGGAGGUUCUGUUUGCCGAUAAAGUUUUGAAGUUUACUGCUUCUGGGAAGAUGAAGCGGCGCAUUUUGAUGAUCACUGACUUUGCCAUCUACAUUGUUGACCCAGAGGCCGAUGCACUGAAACGGAGGAUAGCCCUUGCAGCUGUAGAGAGGAUGUGCUUGAGUGAACUAAGUGAUAACUUUUUCGCAAUUAUCAUUCCGACUGAGUAUGAUGUACUCAUGGCUAGUACUCGCAAGACUGAAAUCGUUACUGUCUUAGUUGAAGCUACUAAGAGUGCUUCUGAUUACGAACUUGAAGUUUGUUUCUCUAACAGUUUUGAGUAUAAUGCAACUGCAGAAUUCGUGAAGGAGGUUCAAUUUGAGGAAGUUGAAGGGGGUGUUAAAACAAGAAUUUUGAAGAAGUGAUUGCAGAUUAUACGUCCCAUCGAAUGUUUCUUAGAAUAUGAAGGGAUCAGCUCUGUUCAUUGUAAAGAUGAAUGAUUCUUUAUCUAUUGCAUGCUAAGUUUCUGCUCAGCAUCAUGCCCGACCCCAUAGGGAAAAUGUUGUCUUUAUUCUCAUUUCAGUGUGAUUCUUAUACUAAAAAAGAUACGUUGUAUUUUUCAGACCUCACCUCACCAGUUUAAUCUGGAUGUAUGAAAUCAUUGAUAAGCCAAUGCCAUUGUGUGUAGAUUUCAAAAUCGAGCCUUUUGUACGUGUCUCGUAUUUCUUUUGCAAUUGCAGACAUUACCCAUUGA